Phytophthora sojae is the source of this 969-nucleotide messenger RNA. RefSeq lists its product as hypothetical. Gene Ontology annotation, cellular component: membrane. The record is from RefSeq and is a predicted model, not a curated record. Lineage: Eukaryota; Oomycota; Peronosporomycetes; Peronosporales; Peronosporaceae. Gene Ontology annotation, biological process: transmembrane transport; carbohydrate transport. The transcript has a single exon. Bases 1 to 969 code for a protein of 322 amino acids. Gene Ontology annotation, molecular function: carbohydrate:proton symporter activity.
AUGGCAGCCGGAGUCAUUGUGAACACGCCCGAUAUCGACGACACGCCGACCGAGGGCUCGCGCACGUACGCUAUCAUCGUCUGCGUCUUUGCGUCGUUGGGAGGCAUCUUCUUCGGCUAUGAUCAAGGCGUGACGUCUGGAGUGCUCAUCAUGGAUUCGUUCCUCAACGAUUACUGCGUGGGCUGGCACAACUUCACCUACGCAGACUGCACGAAAUCGACCUCGGACCUGCCGAGCGAGUGGACAACGUUCACUGUUUGGUACAACAUGGCGUACAACUUGGGUUGUCUUGUGGGUGCCUUCAUGGGCGGCAUCAUAGCUGACAAAUUCGGUCGCCGAGCGACGAUCUUCUCGGCAGGUUUGCUGUUCUGUGGCGGUACUUGCUGGGUCUGCUUCAAUAAGGCCCACGCACACUCGCUCAUGUACAUCGCCCGUAUCAUCCAAGGAUUCGGAGUGGGCAACUCGUCCUUCUCGCUGCCGCUCUUCGGUGCCGAAAUGGCCCCCAAGGAGCUCCGAGGAAUGUUGUCUGGUUUCAUGCAGAUGACCUGUGUGAUCGGACUGUUCCUAGCGAACGUGGUUAACAUCAUCGUGGAGAACCGCAACCGCGGGUGGCGUACAACCAACGGUGUCUCCAUGGCGCCGCCCAUUGUCGUGCUUCUUGGCAUUUGGUUCAUGCCCGAGAGCCCUCGCUGGACGUACAAGAAGAAGGGUAAGGCGGGGGCCGAGAAGGUUUUGAAGAAGCUUCGAAUGACCGAAAGUGUCGGACAUGAGCUGGAAGCCAUCGGUGAUCAGAUCGCUGAAGAGGAGGCUGGUGGCGAGGGCAUCUUGGACCUCGUCACCAACGUGUCGCUGCGCAAGCGCUUGAUUAUCGCCAUGCUACUGCAGGUGUUGCAGCAAGCCACUGGCAUCAACCCCAUCAUGAGCUAUGGUGCGCUUAUCAUCAAGGACAUCACCCAGGCAGGCAUCUAA